Pterocles gutturalis (yellow-throated sandgrouse) is the source of this 698-nucleotide messenger RNA. RefSeq names its product NTPase, KAP family P-loop domain containing 1 (gene NKPD1). NCBI's taxonomy places the organism in Eukaryota, Metazoa, Chordata, Aves, Pterocliformes, Pteroclidae. The transcript has 2 exons. The record is from RefSeq and is a predicted model, not a curated record. The annotation marks the transcript as partial.
AGGCGCUGACGGAGGACGACAUCUACUGCCGCUGCCUCUCCAAGACCCUCUGCUACACGGCCACGCCCGUCACCGUCGGCUUCUACGCGCCCUGCGGCCAGCGCCUCUUCUCCCUGCUGGACAAGGUCACCGGUGCGUGUGGGGACACGGGGACACUCCCCGAGGGCUGGGGGCUGCUCCUGGCGCUCUGGUACCUGGCCUUCUACAAACCCAUCAUCACCGAGAGCCACCUGCGGAGGAAGAACAUCGAGUUCGUCUUCAUCCGCUUCAGCGCCUGGCAGUACGCCGGCUGCGACAAGCUCUGGGCCGGGCUGGUCACCACCUUUGACAGCACCCCCCACCGCUUCGGGGCGCUGCCCCUCAGCGUCUACCACGUCAUGGGCACGCGCCCGCGCUUCGCCUCCGGCUUCAGCCAGAAGGAGUGGGUCCUCAAAACCGGCACCUGCCUCCGCCUCUGGGGGCUGCUCCUCAUCCUCGCCGCCGGGCUCGCCGUGCUGCUGGUGGCUCUGCUGGUGCCGGGUCUGAAGGACCAUCGGGUCCUCAAGGUGGUGGGGAGCGCCGUCGCCUCGCUUUCCGGUUCCAGUUUGGUCCUGGGAAUUUUUUCCGUCUUGAAGAACUUGGUGGUGAGCGAGAAGAAGAAGAUCGAGCGGUUGACCAACAGCGACCGCUUCGCCAGCCAGCUGGGCUUCAUGAGCAAG